Molecule: messenger RNA, 3945 nt
Organism: Lizanozyma spartinae
Lineage: Eukaryota; Fungi; Ascomycota; Pichiomycetes; Serinales; Debaryomycetaceae
Exons: 1
Coding region: 1-3945 (1314 amino acids)
Molecular function (GO): protein binding
Source: RefSeq, a predicted model, not a curated record
AUGGGACUCUUCGGUAAACGGAAAUCCUACGUCGCUCCAGAACCUUCAAUUGUGGACACUGCUAGAAUCGAUACGGGCUACUACGGUGUUGAAUCAACUCGUGCUAGGAACGCAGCAGCAGCAUUGAACAAGAAGAAUGAACUACCUGCUAUUCCAAUUCAAUCUACUACGGCUAAACGUGCUCCAGUCCGUCGAAUUCCUCCUCCAGUGUCUCCUGAUACACCCUUUCAUCAAUCAACCAAAUCACUUUCUUCAGACUUUCUGUACGUAACUUCAGAAUCUUCAUACACGUCAAGCGAAAGCGAAAAACAUACCACCACUGCAAACCGUCACCCAAGGUCUCAUUUUCAGCGAACUUCUCCCCCCCCUACUGAUUAUCCUUACGCCGGGGAUUCUCAAAGUCAAAGAUAUGCAAAUAACUUACGAACUAAGUUGCUGGUACACCAACAACCACCGGCUACUCCCCAGCAACAUCAUGUGACUUAUCCAAGCUCAUAUCCACCUCCACCACCAUCUGACACUUCUCUGGAAUAUACAUCAACAUUGUCUGCUCAACUGCCAAACUUGAUUGCUACUAACAGACAGCAACACGUGCCACCAAUGGCUCAUUACAGUAACCAAACACAAUUACAAAGCGAUCCUAAAUGGCAACCUUCUCCAUAUCAGCAUCAAGGUACUUCCUCAGUAGCUCCUUCUGAUUCAGGAAACGAUGCGGCUUCUGCAUCUUACGAGUCCAGUGAGUGUUCUUCUAAUGCCAACAAGCUGCAUCCAUAUUAUAACGAAUGGAAGGAGUAUUACGUAAAACUUGCAGCAAUGAAUAAUGCACAACAGCAACAACAGCAGCAACAGCAACAAAGAAGAGCUACUCCAGUUAACAAUCGCCAUUCAAUGUACGUGGGAGAGGCCUCCAGGCAACAACAACAUGAGUUAAGUUGUGAGUUACUUCAGCCUACUCCCUCAAUCCCCCAACAGCAACUCCCUGCGGCUUUGGACGUCCAAAAGCAACGUAAGCGUCACUCAAUUGCCUCAAUGGCAUCUUCUACUUCCUCAAGAGUCCCGCUGUUUGUUAUGAAAUCGUCAGCUGUCACAAAUGAUACUUCUGUUCAAUCUUUUGCAUUAAAACAAGAGAUCCCUCAUUCUAAUUCCCAAUACUCAUUUGCUCCAUCUCCAAAGCCAAGACCCCAAGAAAGUUCAACAAGAUCAUAUUUGUCCUCGUAUUCUGCAAAGCAAGGCGGCGAAGAAACUGAUAAUGAGCUUAUUUUAAAGAGUCGUAAAUCGGUGCUACGUUCUAGUCGGUAUCCAUCGGAGCCAAUGUCUGUACAUCUGAGGAACCUGGUCUCCAUAAAGCAGAAUCGUAUUUCCAGUUUUGGAGGUACAUAUUCUUCAAACACUAGCAACAGAAAUGUUCCUACGAACUUUGAUUCACGUCCGUAUGAGCCACAACAUUUAGAUGAUGAUUUUGAUUUCCAUUCGUCAAAUAGGGGUGCAUCAGAACAAGACGACUUCACUGGCUCGGAGCUGGACUAUGGAAGCGAUGAGGAGGACGACAUUCUAGUUCCUUUGGAUCCAGUAGCAAAGUUGCAUGAAGAAAUUAAAGUAACUGAGAAGCAAGAAGACUUGGAAGCAACAACUGGUGAUAUUAAUAAUAGUUUUUCCAGUGAAUCGGAAGUUACCUUUGCAGUUAAUACCAAUCUUCAAUCUCGAUCUGCCAGCAGGAAAGAGAAUGCCGGCAAUACUGUUAUUGAAGCUAGUACUAAAGAAGACGAUAUGUCUGAAUUUACUAAGAAAUUGGAAGAAUUAGAUAUGCAGCCAAUACGUAAGCCUUCAAAGCAGAUCUCGGAUUAUUCCAAAUUCCUCUUUGAUGAUGAAGAAUCUGAAGACGAAACAGUGGAAGCUGGACCAACCCAGGAGAAAGAUGCAGCAAAACAAUUAAUGACUCCGGAAACUUAUAAAGGUGAUAUAUUUGACCAACAGCCAGAUAUAGCUGAUGAUAGUUCAAUUCAGUCCAAUAGUUCAAGAAAGCUCUUCGUCAAGAAACCAAUCGAGGAAACUGAGACUUAUAUGAGCAAUACAAGACCUGGAAUGUGUAGUAAUAUUUCAUUGUCUGAGAUGUCUCCUCCAAAAUCACCACCUCAAGUUGAUUCUCUUGAUUCUUCUGAGAUGAGCUCUGAAAUUAAUUCCAAGCUGACUUCAGACAACACUCUUGAUCCGCGGAAGAAUAUGUCACUGCUGGUGUAUGGUGUUCCAACCCACAUGAAUAGUAUUCAAGGUGAGCUCCCACAUAUGCAGCAACCACCAAUAUUUGGACAGAAUAUGUUUGGAUCUCCUACUCCCUCGCUUUUUGGUGACUCUGCUUCCACGACUGGGAACCAGCAAAUGCAAAUGCAAAUGAUGAUGCAAAUGAUGCAAAUGAUGAAUCCAAUGUUCAACCAGAUGCAAAUGAUGAAUCCCAUGAUGUAUGAAAUGAUGAAGAACCAAAGUCAUAACGGUACUACUGCCAUGAACCCAGAAAUGCUCCAAUUAAUGUAUAACAAUAUGAACAUGCAAAGAGACAUGGAUAACAGACGUCUGAUGUUUCCACAAAUGAGCUCUCUGAUGCCUAAUCUAGCACGAGAACAUCGAUUUUCCAUGAUUGGCUUAAACAGUGGAUUUAAUGGUGGAAGUUCGCCAGGAACGUCGCCUGUACGUAAACAGCCGGUUACCAAAGAUCAGGAAAUAAGUCAUAAGAUAGAGGAGUUUAUCAAGUUAAGACAAGUUAUUGCUAGUGGUAACAAGUCGUUGGAAUAUCGAUUGAAAUGGAUCAAGAUGUUGAUUUCUGCAACAAACUACAAAUUGUACCAACUUAUUAAUAUCAAAGGUAAUUCAAUCAGACCAGAAGAAUCUGCGCAGAGCAAGCAGUUAUUUAUAAAGUCUUCUAUUAAUCAUUUGGUAAAGCUUGUGAAGGAUGAUAAUUUAAAGGAUGAUUCCAUCCGUAGCGAAUGCUAUUAUUUGUAUGCUUUGCUUUACAACCAAGACUAUGUGGAAACUUUCGGGGAAGACUUUGGUUUUGAAAAAGAUAUUCCCCAAGCCAUUGAAUGGUAUACAAAAUGUUUGAAUUUGUAUUCAAAUGAUUACAAAAGUUUAUAUAAACUUGGUGAGAUCUUUGAAUACGAAGAUACGACUGGUAUGAAUUUAGAAGGUACACAAUCAAACACAGACAAGUCUGUCCAAAGUUUUGAUAUGGCAUUGGAUUAUUAUAAGCAAUCAGCCAAAUUUGGCUAUAAUAGAGCCAUUUACAAAAUAUCACUUUUGUACUUGAAUGCACCUGCUAUCCGUUCGACAAAAUUCUUCAGGUAUUUCCAUGAUUUAGCUAACAUCAAGGUAGAAGAGAUCAGAUUAGAUGGUGAUGACAAGGAAGAACUAGUUGAGAUUAUUGGGCUUAGUUGUUUCCAAUUGGGACGCAUUUACGAAGGGAUUUAUCCUGGAGAUUUAACUCUUGAAGAUGAUUUCAUUAAAGACUGCUUGAAGAUAGCGCCUGUUAAUUAUGCCAAGUCACUCUCAUACUAUAACAAGUCCGCUAAAUCUGGUUGUUUACUUGCUCAAGUGAGACUUGGGUAUAUUUACGAGUAUGGAGAAUUGGACCGGAAAAAGAAUGCCAGUAAAUCUGUUAAGUGGUACAUAAAGGCCACAAGUUCAUCACUCAAGUUCCGUCGCAGCCCUAAGGCUAUGCUUGGCCUUGCAAGAUGGUGUAUGGUUGGAACAGACGGUAUAUCGAGACAUAUUCCUAAUGAGGACCGUGGGAAGGCUAUAACAUGGAUUGACCGUGCUAUAGAAGAGUUUGAUGACGCCGAUGCUUAUUAUAUGAAGGGUGAGCUUUGUGAACAAGGAAUUAUUCAUGAAGAUGCAACUAAAUAUUAUCAAUUGGCGUAUCAAAGAGGUCAUCAAAUAGCUGGUGACAAGAUUUGA